AUGAGUGGUUAAGCAUGUGAUCCUGAUAAGGGAUGUUGGCUUCUUAGUAAUUGUGAAUAGAAUGAUAUCAAUUAUACUUGUGUACAUGAUCCAAUAUUAGAAUUGACACUCUAUACAGGUUUUGUUUAUUCAUUAAUACCAAUAUUUUUGGGGAUUGGUAUUUUAGGUGGCUUAGGAACAGGUAUGAUUAAAAGGCCUAUUUUAAAUCUUAUGUUAAAUUAUCCAGCUAGUAUUGCUACUUAGGUUGGCGACUGUUUUUUAUUUGUAACAACAACAUUGAAUUCUUUGUUAUUAAUUUUUGAAAAGUAUCUUUAAUUAUGAUAUGAAGACAUCCAGAUCACCCAGAAUUACCACUGAUUAACUUCGAUAUAAGUAUAAUCUUUAAUUAAACUAUUCCUUUGGCUUGGAGUGUUGGGGCUUUCUUGUAAUAAAGAAUACCCUAAUUUGCUAUAUAUCUCUUUUAAUUAUGUUUUAUGCUUGGAGCAAUUCCAUUUUUAUGGAAAUUUAGUAAUCAUAAUAAAUAUGUUAGCUCAUAGUUAAAAGUAAUUAGAAAUUGAUAAGAGAGAUAAAAAAGUGUUAAUUAUCGAGAAAAUAAAAACUAAAGAAGAUAUGGCAAAUGAGACAAGUCUUGAUGAAAAAGAAUUAAAACAAUAUGAAAAAUUCUAUAUUAAUGAUCAUAAGAAAAUCUAGAUAAAAAAUCUUUGUUUCAUUUUUGGUUCUUUUAUAGUUAAUCAAACAAUUGUCCUUAUGAGAUCAAAUAAAUUUAAUAAUUCUAUAAUAGGAAUAGAUGCUUGCACUCUUGAGAAUAACUUAGUUUUAAUAUUAAUUUUGUGUGCUAAUUUUAUUUAUACAACAUUAGUAUAUUGGAAUAAAAGAAAUGAAGAAUUUUAUAAAGACUUAGUAUAAUAUAGACCAGAUUUUAGGUACUUUACACCAAAAAAAACAUUUUGGUUUUAUUAUCUAGGAGGUUGUUUAGCUGGAUUUAGCACAGGGUUUAUAGGAAUGGGUGGGGGACUUAUUAUGGUUUCUAUCCUACUUCAUAAAUAAAUUAUUGCUAGAGAAGCAGCUGCUACUGCUGCCUUUGGUACUUUCAUGAUUGCGUUAAAUAGUUUAAUCUAAUUGUUUUUAUAAAAAACAAUAUCUACUGGUUAGAUGUUCACCUUUUUUGGUUUAGGAGUACAUUUCUUAUAUUAUUAUUAGAUAAUUGGAUUAAUAGUUAUAACAAAACCUGCAUAUAUUUUAAUGAACAAAUUUAAAGUUGGAUAUGUUGUGUUGAUUGUUGAUAUCAUAUCAGUUACUAACAAUGUAAUUGCAAUUAUAGCCUUAAUGAUAAUAAAUUCAACACUUUAUGGAUUUGAAAUUAUGUUAGAUUAUCAUCAACAUUGCUGA
Paramecium pentaurelia is the source of this 1389-nucleotide messenger RNA. NCBI's taxonomy places the organism in Eukaryota, Ciliophora, Oligohymenophorea, Peniculida, Parameciidae. The record is from the annotation of a GenBank genome assembly.